CAUACACGUAUUUUAUUUAUUUUGUAGGUUCGACACCGCGUAACUGGUGAUGUAAUGGUGCUCAAAAUGAACAAACUCAUCAGCAACCGGCACAAUAUGCUGCGUGAAGUAGAGCUAAUGAAUCGACUUCAUCAUCCCAACAUCCUCAGUUAUUAUGGUGUGUGUGUAAAUGAGGGACAAGUUCAUGCAUUGACAGAGUACAUUAAUGGGGGUUCCCUUGAUUCUCUCAUUGGAAACCAUGCUGUGGUUUUACCUUGGGUAACGCGAGUUUCUCUGGCACUGGACGUGGCUCGAGGGAUGGCCUAUCUUCACUCCCAAGGGGUUUUCCAUAGAGAUCUCACCUCCAAGAAUGUGCUCAUUAAGCAUUCACAGGAGAGUGGUGAAUACAAGCUAACGGCUGUGAUAGCUGAUUUUGGCCUUGCAGCUCCCAUCCCACAUGAAAGGUGUAUGCGUCUGCGUCAAGUGGGAUCACCAUAUUGGAUGGCUCCUGAAGUUAUUCGUGGUGAUUGGUAUGAUCAUCGUGUUGAUGUGUUCAGUUUUGGUAUCAUCGUGUGUGAAAUGAUUGCCAGAUGUGAAGCUGAGUUGUUCCAGGCUUCGGGAGCAGCUGGUUCUCUAUCGCUGAUAAGCUGGAAUGAUGGCUGUUUGGCCUCUUAAAAAAGUAAAAGAAAA
Messenger RNA from Cherax quadricarinatus, 669 nucleotides. Lineage: Eukaryota; Metazoa; Arthropoda; Malacostraca; Decapoda; Parastacidae. The record is from RefSeq and is a predicted model, not a curated record.